AUGAGUCUGCGCUUCCGACCUCCCGAAUUACAGUCUUUUAACUGGAUAUUUAAAGAUUCUCCAUGUUUUCCUGUAAGUGCGUCUAAAAUUAAUAUAAUAACAAACCCAAAACAGUUCUAUGAAACGUUAUCGGAAAGAUUUAGAUUCGCAAAACGUAGAAUAUCAAUAGCUAGUUUGUACAUCGGUACAGGUGAUUUAGAAAGAAAAUUAUUAGGAUUUACAAUUGAGAAUAUUAAAAAUAAUGAUAAUGUUAAAUUAAAUGUUUUACUGGACUACCAAAGAGGAACACGAGGUGAAGUUAAUUCUCUAAGUUUAUUUACUGAUUUUACUACUGGGGUAACUGAUAGAUGCAAGUUGGCUUUGUACCAAACUCCUCGGUUACAAGGCUCUUGGUCAAAAGUACUGCCCUCACGAUACAAUGAAAUUGUUGGUCUGCAGCAUAUGAAGUUAUACAUAUCAGAUAAUUCUGUUAUUUUAAGUGGUGCAAAUUGUUCUAAUGACUAUUUUGAGAAGAGACAGGAUCGAUAUAUUGAAAUAGAAGAUGAAGAUUUAGCUAACUUUUAUUGUGAACUUAUAGAUGAGGUAACAAGUUUUAGUAAACUGACUGGAAAGGUCUCUGCAGAAUAUAAUAAAUCUCCAAAAGAGGUUGUGGUUAAGAAUCUUAAUCAAAAUGUCAAUAAAUUGAUCAAUAAGUGGAAAGAACAACAGAAUUCUAAAAUAUUGUCUCUAGGUAAUGAUUUACAAGGAAAUGAUACAUGGAUUUUUCCAUUAAUACAAAUGGGUGAAUUUAACAUUAAUCUAGAUGAGCAAGCAACUUGUACUAUGCUUGAAACAGUUCCAAAGGGUGGUUUUGUAAGGCUAGCUACAGGAUACUUCAACUUGACAGAAAAAUAUUCUAAGACUUUGUUACGAAAUUGCAAAUCAAACAUUAGUUUACUGAUGGCACAUCCAAAUGCAAAUGGAUUUAUGGGCGCAGCUGGACCUGCCGGAGGCAUCCCUCAUGCUUAUUCACUAAUAGCUAGAGAAUUUUGGCAACAAGUUAUAGAAUAUAAUCAAAUAAGCAGAGUACGGAUUUUGGAAUAUGAAAGGCAAGGGUGGACAUUCCAUGCAAAGGGACUUUGGUAUUAUCCUCCUGGUAAAGAGUUUCCCUGGUUAACGAUUGUGGGCUCAGCAAAUCUCGGCGAACGCAGUGUCAAACGAGACUUAGAAGCCCAAGCGGCUAUAUUUACUUCAUCUACAGAUUUGCAGAAACGACUUCAUGAUGAAUGUUCGAAGCUGCAUAGUUACGCAACAGAAUGCAGUAAUAGCCUACAAGAGAGGCAGGUGCCUCUUUGGGUACGAGCCACUGUUGGGCUUUUUCGAACAUACUUCUAG
Messenger RNA from Pieris macdunnoughi, 1374 nucleotides. Lineage: Eukaryota; Metazoa; Arthropoda; Insecta; Lepidoptera; Pieridae. The record is from the annotation of a GenBank genome assembly.